Molecule: messenger RNA, 1263 nt
Organism: Tripterygium wilfordii
Lineage: Eukaryota; Viridiplantae; Streptophyta; Magnoliopsida; Celastrales; Celastraceae
Product: cold-regulated protein 27-like
Exons: 5
Coding region: 81-899 (272 amino acids)
Biological process (GO): response to cold; regulation of circadian rhythm
Source: RefSeq, a predicted model, not a curated record
CUCCGGUUCGCGUUUUUGGUUUCCUUUACCCUCUCUCUCUCAAAUCAUCUCUGGAAUUGUCGUCGAAUUCCAGGAAUCAGAUGGAGGAGAACUUUAGGAGAAGUGAGAUCCUGGAGAAUUUAGAGACAUCUGAGUCAAGUGCGAUCGAUUCAAGCGAGCUUUCUCAGCAGGAAGAGACAGCGAGCAGGGAUUCCCCUAUGGUAGAAUCUCUCUCUACAGAAUGGACAGAUGAGAAGCAUAGUCUGUAUCUUAAAUUUAUGGAAGCAUCAUUUGUGGACCAGUUGUAUACUUCUCCAGAUGUUCUUGGCAGACACUCUGGAAAGGAGAAGUCAGAUCUGAAAUUGCCUCGCCAACGAUAUUCUGACAACCCUGCCUCCAAUGGCCAGUAUAAGGUUUUCCGUGGUGGCUGCUGGCAGAAGAUGAACUUUGAAAGACCUGAACCUGCACAAUCUGUGUCAGAUGAGUCUCAUGGUUUUCUCGCAAGUCCAUGGAUCCAGCACUUUAGACAAACAUGCAAGCCUGAAGUUCUAGCAACUCCCAAUAUCCUAGAAAGUAGUGUGUCAGAAAGACUAGCAGUCAACUUGAGUGGCGAGAAAGCAGUGCUCUGUGCAUCAGAUACUAAUUCAAAGCAGCCUCAUGUGUGCCUCGACUCUCAUCCAUGUCAUAUUGAUUUGGUUGGCAGCAUCACAGAAGUGUCGGAUCAGAACUUUGUUGAUAAUGAUACCAGAGGUGAAAAGCAAAGGAGUAAGUGCAGUACAAAACGGAUGAGAACUGUUAGUACCACUACUUUGAGCAGUGAUCAGGUGGUUCCACAUAGCCGACCUUCUGGAACAGAAAAUAGGACCAAGAAGUAUGUUUCUCAGGCUAAGCAAAGAGCUACUUCCACUGCUGAGCAAUGAUUCGCAAUCAGAGAACAAUGACGUUGUGAUACCUAAGUCCAGGCAUGUUAUUUGUGUAGGACACUGAAUAUCAUUAAUUUGGAUGACUUUUGCCCCUAGUUGAAUCGUAAUCCUGUCUCAAUGGGUUAUUGGUUUGAGAGACAAAUGUGGGCAAUUCUUGCCGGCACAGUCUGUUUUCUUGUUGCAACUGAAAGAACCUGUAACGUCAUUAUCUUAGCUAGAAGUUGAAUCCUUGCUGCCAUGGGUUAAUGCUGUAUCAUCUGUAUGUAUGUAUAUUGGUAUUGCCUCGUCUUUGGUUGUAUGUAUUACUAAUAGCAUGCUAACGAAAUGAUAUAUAGACGUGACUUCCGAUGUGUUGCUUGUA